This is a messenger RNA of Carlito syrichta (Philippine tarsier), 2404 nucleotides long. RefSeq names its product phosphatidylglycerophosphate synthase 1 (gene PGS1). The coding region runs from base 43 to 1713 and encodes 556 amino acids. Gene Ontology annotation, biological process: cardiolipin biosynthetic process. Gene Ontology annotation, molecular function: CDP-diacylglycerol-glycerol-3-phosphate 3-phosphatidyltransferase activity. Gene Ontology annotation, cellular component: mitochondrion. NCBI's taxonomy places the organism in Eukaryota, Metazoa, Chordata, Mammalia, Primates, Tarsiidae. The record is from RefSeq and is a predicted model, not a curated record. The transcript is spliced from 10 exons.
GUUCGCGCGCGCCGGGAGCGGAAGCGGAAGCGGCGAGUCUCCAUGGCGGCAGCGGCGGCGGCGGCGGCGGGGCCGGUGUUCUGGAGGCGGCUGCUGGGUCUCCUGCCUGGGCGUCCCGGGCUGGCCGCGCUCCUAGGGCGCCUGUCCGACCGCCUCGGCAGGAACCGGGACCGCCGGCGCAGGAGGUCACCAUGGCUGUUACUGGCUCCCUUGCUGUCCCCAACUGUUCCCCAGGUCACCUCCCCGCCUUGCUGCCUCUGUCCAGAGGGCGUGCACAGGUUCCAGUGGAUCAGAAACCUGGUUCCAGAGUUCGGCGUCUCCAGCUCACAUGUCAGGGUACUUUCUUCCCCGGCAGAGUUUUUCGAGCUCAUGAAGGGGCAGAUACAAGUGGCCAAGAGGCGAGUCGUGAUGGCGUCCCUCUACCUGGGGACAGGUCCUUUGGAGCAGGAGCUGGUGGAUUGUCUGGAAAGUACUCUAGAAAAGUCUCUCCAAGCAAAGUUUCCUUCAGAUCUCAAGGUCUCCAUCCUCUUGGACUUCACACGGGGCUCAAGAGGCAGGAAUAACUCUCGCACGAUGCUGCUUCCGCUUUUGCAGAGGUUUCCAGAACAGGUUCGAGUCUCCCUCUUUCAUACACCAAACCUCCGCGGGCUUCUCCGGCUCCUUAUCCCCGAGCGCUUCAACGAGACCAUUGGCCUCCAGCACAUCAAGGUGUACCUCUUUGACAACAACAUCAUCUUGAGUGGUGCAAACCUGAGCGACUCCUACUUCACCAACCGCCAGGAUCGCUACGUGUUCUUGCAGGACUGUGCAGAGAUUGCUGACUUCUUCACAGAACUGGUAGACGCAGUGGGGGACGUGUCCCUGCAGCUGCAGGGGGAUGACACAGUGCAGGUGGUGGACGGGAUGGUGCAUCCUUACAAAGGUGACCGGGCUGCAUACUGUAAGGCAGCCAAUAAAAGAGUCAUGGAUGUGAUCAACUCAGCUAGGACCCGCCAGCAAAUGCUGCAUGCUCAGACCUUCCACAGCGACUCCCUUUUGACCCAGGAAGAUGCAGCGGCUGCUGGUGAUCGGAGGCCAGCCCCUGACACCUGGAUUUAUCCGUUGAUUCAGAUGAAGCCCUUUGAGAUUCAGAUUGAUGAGAUUGUCACUGAGACCCUGCUGACUGAGGCUGAGCGAGGCGCGAAGGUCUACCUUACUACUGGCUACUUCAAUCUGACCCAGGCCUACAUGGACCUGGUCUUGGGCACGCGGGCUGAGUACCAGAUCCUGCUGGCCUCACCGGAGGUGAAUGGCUUCUUUGGGGCAAAGGGGGUGGCUGGUGCCAUCCCGGCAGCCUACGUACACAUCGAGCGGCAGUUCUACAGUGAGGUGUGCAGCCUGGGACAGCAGGAGCGGGUCCAGCUGCAGGAGUACUGGCGGAGGGGCUGGACAUUUCAUGCCAAAGGCCUCUGGCUGUACCUGGCAGGGAGCAGCCUGCCCUGUCUCACGCUGAUUGGCUCUCCUAAUUUUGGGUACAGGUCAGUUCACCGGGACCUGGAGGCCCAGAUCGCCAUCGUGACGGAGAAUCAGGCCUUGCAGCAGCAGCUUCACCAGGAGCAAGAGCAGCUCUACCUGAGGUCAGGUGUGGUGUCCUCUGCCACCUUUGAGCAGCCGAGUCGGCAAGUGAAGCUGUGGGUGAAGAUGGUGACUCCGCUGAUCAAGAACUUCUUCUGAGAAUAGUCAGGGAUGGCCCUGAUGAAGAUGACGGGCAUGGCCGGCGUCAGCUCCUUCAGCCGUGCUUCGGCGAUGACUCCGCUCUGUGCGUCCCAGCGAGCGCCUGUGGGGACAACACGGCUGAGACCGGCAGCCCCUGGAGGCGACCGGGUCCUAUCUGGCGUGCUGCCAGGAAGUGAGGGGCGGGCCCGGAAGGGGGGCCCGGCCCCACGCCUCCCGCCUUUCGCAGAGAAGGGCUUGUGCCCCGGGAUCCCUGACUGGGCUCUGCCCCACAGAGAGUUCAGGCGGGUGUCAGGGCCGUCCUGGCACAGUGUUGUGAGCAGAGCCUUUGCAGGCGAUGAUGUGCAUGUUGCAGCCGCCCCCUGUGUCGCGCUGUGCACUGGGGAGCAGCUCAGCGAAAACUGUUGGGUUCCAUCUGUUCCAGUCUGCGCUGUUUUCAGAGCCUCAUCUGCCAGCCUUCUUAAUGUCAGUGGCAGGAAACCAUAGCUCCAGCCGAAAAUUGCAGAUUAAAGUUCCCUGACCCUCUUCGUGUGUAGCAUUUGUCUGUGUGUACAUAUAUAGUAUAAAUAAUUAUACAUAGAUGCAUAUAUAAAUAUUAUUUGCCUUUAACCAGACUGCAAUUAUUUCUACUCAUCCUCUUUAAUGGUGUUUAUAUUUCCUGUAAUUCCAAAAUAAACAUGGAGAAUGGCUA